GCUUUCUUCCUUUUCUUCCCCUUCUGCCUUCAAUCCGGAUACGUAUUUCUUUUAUCUAUCCUCUCCGUAACUACCUUACCUUCACUUCUCAAAGUCGCCGCUUCUUGCAUAUUCUGUCAAAGCGUUCAAGAGAACACGACUUCUACUCCACUCUCCCCGCUUAUUCUCCCCGCUCCUUUUCUCCGCUCCUUGCACUUCAUCCGCGCCACCAUGACCGCUUCUCCCUCCGCCGCUGAAUCAAUUCCAGAGGAAAUCAGAGCUCCGGAGCCUAAGCCCAUCAAUCAGACUAUUACUCAGAUUCGCUCACUCGCUGCUGGGGCUGCCGGUGGUGUGUGCGCCGUUGUUGUCGGACAUCCUUUCGAUCUGGUGAAGGUGCGCCUGCAGACUGCAGAGAAGGGCGUUUACUCUGGUGCCAUCGAUGUCGUGAAGAGGACUGUGGCCCGGGAGGGUCUCGCUCGAGGACUAUAUGCAGGUGUCUCUGCUCCCCUGGUGGGAGUCACGCCAAUGUUCGCUGUCAGUUUCUGGGGUUAUGAUGUCGGUAAAACGCUCGUCGGCAAAAUAUCUGAAGUUCGCGUGGAGAACAACACCCCUCAAUACACCAUUGGCCAGAUUUCAGCUGCUGGUUUCUUCUCCGCCAUUCCCAUGACCUUGAUCACGGCACCCUUCGAGCGCGUCAAAGUGCUCCUUCAGAUCCAGGGUCAGAACCCCCCGCCCCCGGGCCAGAAGCCCAAAUACUCUGGCGGUCUGGAUGUGGUUCGGCAGCUAUACCAGGAGGGUGGUAUUCGCAGUGUGUUCCGUGGCAGUGCAAUGACCCUCGCUCGUGACGGCCCUGGCUCUGCUGCGUACUUCGCCGCCUACGAAUACAUCAAGCGCACUUUGACUCCCAAGGAUGCGCAAGGCAAUGUCACCGGCGAGCUAUCCAUGCCAGCCGUCCUGGCUGCCGGUGGUGCUGCUGGUAUUGCCAUGUGGAUUCCUGUCUUCCCCGUUGAUACCAUCAAGUCCCGUUUGCAGAGCGCGCCUGGUCGUCCCACGAUCGGCGGCACGAUUCGCACCGUUUACGCCAACGGUGGCUUCAAGGCUUUCUUUCCCGGAUUUGGUCCUGCUUUGGCAAGAGCUGUUCCUGCCAAUGCCGCAACUUUUGCGGGUGUUGAGCUAGCUCAUCAGUUCAUGACAAAGCUCUUCGACUAAAUGGAUACAUUGCGCGCUGCAGGUACAGUGGUGUAAGUCUAUCGGUUAGUUGAUUAUUGUGGCGUUCGUUGUUUCGUCCUUCUGUGGAAGCAUUUUGUAAGCCUGGAUAUUCUCUGUUUUUGACUUAGACUAGACAAUUUCUGGUUGUCUGUACUAGUGCUAGGAAUAUCAUAUUAGCAGAGAAUUUGUCUCUGAUUUAACCCAAAAGGCCUUGCUUGAUUGUUUGACUGACAAUAGGUUAAUACCUGUUCAGCGUCAGAAUCGGUGCUGUUGCUUUGUACAGUGCCUUGCAAGUUUGGAUUACGCAUUUCUAUACUCCGUAUAGUAGGG
Messenger RNA from Aspergillus welwitschiae, 1518 nucleotides. RefSeq names its product carnitine:acyl carnitine antiporter. The coding region runs from base 211 to 1188 and encodes 325 amino acids. Gene Ontology annotation, cellular component: mitochondrial envelope. The transcript has 5 exons. Gene Ontology annotation, biological process: mitochondrial transport; carnitine transmembrane transport. The record is from RefSeq and is a predicted model, not a curated record. NCBI's taxonomy places the organism in Eukaryota, Fungi, Ascomycota, Eurotiomycetes, Eurotiales, Aspergillaceae. Gene Ontology annotation, molecular function: O-acyl-L-carnitine transmembrane transporter activity.